Molecule: messenger RNA, 534 nt
Organism: Colletotrichum fioriniae
Lineage: Eukaryota; Fungi; Ascomycota; Sordariomycetes; Glomerellales; Glomerellaceae
Source: RefSeq, a predicted model, not a curated record
AUGUCUUUUCGCGCUUCAGGUGGCGGGAUCUCCGACUAUGCCCGCAUUCUGACCUAUGUCAGGGGUCUCAACCAUGGAACCUUCCUUCAUAUUGCCCACGAAGAGCAUCUGAUCUUGAAUACAUCGAUCCAUGCGGGGAUCAGAGCCCCAUUGAUACGACGAAAGGGUGACCUGCGCAACGAUGUCCGAUGUGGUUUCGAGAUUAUCACCGCACGCGACUUGGACAAGCUCGGAGCCCAGGGAGUCAUCUCGAAGCUCAAAGAACGAGUCGGCGACUCCCGAGUCUACAUCAGUGUUGAUAUUGACGUACUCGACCCUGCUUUUGCGCCUGCAACUGGCACUGCCGAGCCGGGUGGCUGGUCUACGAGGGAGCUUCUUACCAUUCUCGAUGGCCUCGAAGGACUCUCCAUUGUAGGUGCUGACGUAGUCGAGGUCGCGCCCGCGUACGAUAACAACGGAGAGACCACUGUUCUCGCUGCUGCGGAGAUUGCUUAUUCGUUGAUCGAUCUCAUGGUUCUAAAGUCCGUCCAGUAA